GUGGACUUUUCCUUUCAUCGUAAAUCUUUUCGCGAAUAAUCAUUUGUGCCAUCUUUUUUUGUUCAAGAAAAAAAAGAAAGAAUUAUCAACCAAAAAUGAGCAAAAUGAAUGUCCUUUAUAAUAAUAAUUCACCAUCACCACAGCCAUCAUUAUUACCACCCCCACCACCACCACCACCAUCAUUAUCAUUACCACCCCCACCUACAUCAUCAUCACAUCAUGGUGGUGGAAGUGGUUCCGGUAGUUCAUCAUCGGCUUCAACGACAUCAGCACAACAACAACAACAACAACAACAACAAUAUUGCCUUAAAUGGAAUAAUCAUCGUAAUAAUAUGGUUAAAGUGUUCAAUGAAUUAUUAAUGGAUGAAAAUUUUGUUGAUGUUACAUUAGCAUGUGAUGAUGGUAUUACAAUCAAAGCACAUAAAUUAAUAUUAUCAGCAUGUUCAACAUAUUUUCGUGAUUUAUUUUUAAAUAAUCCAUGUAAACAUCCAAUUGUGAUAUUGAAAGAUAUUCAUUAUGAAGAUUUACAAGCAAUUAUUAGUUUUAUGUAUUCAGGUGAAGUAAAUGUAUCGUAUCAACAAUUAGGACCAUUAUUAAAAACAGCUGAAAUAUUAAAAAUAAAAGGUUUAACCGAUGUUAAUGAAAAACAUGGUAAUGCAUUUUUUAAUAAUGGUGGACAAUUUUUAUCAAAUGAUAUUUCUAAUUCUACUGGUUAUCCAAUAUCAAAUGGAACAAAUAUACCAUCACCUACAACAACAACAACAACAACAACUGGAACUAAUGAAAUGGCUAAUUUUUAUAAUCGUAUAGCAUUAGAAUCAUUAACAAAUCAAGCAAUCAAUGCAUCAACUGGUAGUGGUAAUAAUAUCAAUGAUCAAUCAAAUAUUAUUGAUGGUGGAAAUAAUAAUAAUAAUACGGAACCAUCAAAUGCAUAUCUAGCAUUUAUGGCACAAAGAUUUAAAAAACGGCGAAGAAAACAUAAAAAUAAUAAUGGUAGUGCAUUAGCAUUAGCAAAUGUAUUGAAUAAUACGAAUGGUGGUGUUGGUGGUGGUGGUGUUGAUGCAAUGACAGCAGCUGCAUUUAAUUCAUUAGCAGCAGCAGCAGCGGCUGCAGCCGCUGCUGCUUCUUCAACUACCGGUAUUUCAAAUUCAAUGAUAACAAGCAAAACAAAUGGAUUUGGAACAUCACCAACAACCAACAACAAACGACAUCAAUCAUCAUCAAAUAAUGCCAAAAUGUUAAUGGUUGAUAAUGAUGAUGAUGUAGAUGAUGCGGAUAGAGGUGGUGAUGAUAUUGAUGAUAUUGAUGAUGAUCAACAACAACAACAUCAUCAUCAUCAUAUGUUAUUAGCUACUAAUGGUGAUACAUCAUCAAAUAUUGGCGAUAAUGAAAAUGGUGAUUCAAUGGCACAAGAUUCAAUGAUGAUGUCAAUGAAUGAUUCGGAUGAUGAAUUUUAUCCUGAUGUUAAACCAAUCGUAUCAUUAGAUGAAUCACCAUCACCAACCAAUUCAACAAUGGAUGAUAAUUCAUCAUUUAAUUCAAGUUCAUUUGCAGCUGCUGUUGGUCCUAUAUUGGAAAAUUCAUUAACCGGUUCAAAUCAAUCAAAUAAUUCAACCAAAGUUUGUGUAUGUCAUCUAUGUCAUUUAACAUUUACAGCUUAUAGUAGUUUACGUCGACAUAUGACACGUCAUUAUGCUGAUCGUGAACGUUAUGAAUGUGAUAUUUGUCUAAAAUCAUAUUCCCGAAAAGAUUAUUUAAAAGAACAUAAAAAAUUAAAACAUUCGGAUGUGGCUAAAGUAAUGUCAUCACAACGUGGCCAAAAACAUUCAAAUAAUCAUCAUCAUCAACAACAAACUGCUGCCAGUUCGGUUUCCUGAAACAUAUUCUUUUUAUUUCAUGUUUUCAAACAAACAUUGCCAAUUUAUCAUCAUUGCCACACCAUUAUGAACAAGUUCAACUAUACUAUAUUGUGCCUAAAAAAAUUGGAAUGCUGCCUUAUUU
Messenger RNA from Dermatophagoides pteronyssinus (European house dust mite), 2001 nucleotides. RefSeq lists its product as uncharacterized. Gene Ontology annotation, biological process: regulation of transcription by RNA polymerase II. Gene Ontology annotation, cellular component: nucleus. The record is from RefSeq and is a predicted model, not a curated record. Gene Ontology annotation, molecular function: protein binding. Lineage: Eukaryota; Metazoa; Arthropoda; Arachnida; Sarcoptiformes; Pyroglyphidae.